This is a messenger RNA of Penicillium waksmanii, 1716 nucleotides long. Its product is annotated as tetratricopeptide repeat protein. Bases 1 to 1716 code for a protein of 571 amino acids. Gene Ontology annotation, molecular function: protein binding. Gene Ontology annotation, cellular component: intracellular anatomical structure. The transcript has a single exon. NCBI's taxonomy places the organism in Eukaryota, Fungi, Ascomycota, Eurotiomycetes, Eurotiales, Aspergillaceae. The record is from RefSeq and is a predicted model, not a curated record.
AUGGCAGAAAAUACACCCAUCAGUAAAACAAUCGAUUAUGCAUUCGACUUGGGCACUUUUGGUCGUACAAUAACUACCAACUGUCCUGAUGCUCAAAUAUGGUUCGACCGAGGUUUGAUCUGGGCCUACGCCUUCAACCACAAAGAAGCCGCAACAUGCUUUGAAAAUGCGAUCGCUCAAGAUGAAUCUUGUGCCAUGGCCUACUGGGGUCUGGCAUAUACUCUGGGUCCCAACUAUAAUCAACCAUGGGAAUUUUUUGGUGCCAACCUGGCCGAAGUCGUGAAGCGCACUUUUGACGCCUCGCGGAAGGCCCAGUCUCUCGCUGCCAACACAUCACCAAUCGAGCAGGCGCUCAUUACCGCGAUUCAAGCGCGGUACCAUAGCGACCAACCUGCCAGCAUGGAACAAUAUGCACUUCAGAACAAAGCCUAUGCAGAUGCUAUGGAAAUCGCCUACGAAAGUUUCAGUGAUGAUCUGGACGUAUCCGUUUUGUUCGCAGAUUCUCUGACCAGCAUCACUCCUUGGAAACUAUGGGACUUGGUUACUGGCGAGCCCAGCCCGGGAAGCAGAACUCUAGAAGCAAAGACUGUGCUUGAAAAGGCGUUGAAACAGCAGGCUGCCUUUCAACAUCCUGGCUUAUUGCACCUUUAUAUUCAUCUUAUCGAAAUGUCGCCCACGCCCGAACUGGGACUUGUGCCAGCAGACCAUCUGCGAGACUUGAUUCCAGAAUCGGGACAUAUGCGCCACAUGCCCUCGCAUCUGGAUGUGUUAGUGGGCGACUAUCGCGCUGCCAUCCGCGCCAAUCUGAAUGCCUGCGUUGCUGAUGAAAAGUAUAUCAAGGAAGAAGGCGUUUUUAAUUUUUAUUCCGUUUAUCGCAUGCACAACUACCACUCUCUUAUUUAUGCGGCAAUGUUUGCGGGCCAGAAGGAUGUCUCUUUGGAUGCUGUGAACCGCAUGGAAGCGACCCUUCCAGAAGAGCUCCUCGUCACAAUGGCCGACUAUAUGGAAAUUUUCAUGUCGGUUCGCUUGCACGUCAUGGUCCGCUUUGGCAUGUGGGAAGAAAUUAUCCAGCGAUCGCUCCCAAGUGACCCAGUACUAUACUCCGUCACCACGGCAAUCACUCACUAUGCUAAAGGUGUAGCAUAUGCAGCAACGAACAGGGUCUCCGAGGCCAUAGCCGAACGUGAGCUCUAUCGUGCAGCCGAGAAGCGCGUUCCGGAAACGCGCCUCGAUUGGCCCAACAAAUGCGUGGAUAUCCUAGGCGUUGCUUCGGCCAUGUUGGAUGGAGAGAUCGAGUACCGACGCGGUAACUACAACGAGGCAUUCGAACAUCUCCGCCGUUCUAUUGAAGUAGAUGACGGACUGGGGUACAGCGAACCGUGGAGCUGGAUGCAACCCGCGCGCCAUGCAUAUGCAGCCCUCCUAUUGGAGCAAGGGCACGUGGCGGAUGCGGCAGAUGUAUACCGUGCAGAUCUGGGUCUUGAUAAGUCAGUCAUGCGUUCGCGUCAGCACCCGAAUAACGUUUGGGCUUUGCAAGGGUACCAUGAGUGUUUGGUUCGAUUGGGUCGUACGGCUGAGGCACAGGUCAUUGAGCCACAGCUGAAGAUUGCUGUUGCUGUGGCCGAUGUUCCUGUGCAAUCUUCUUGCUUCUGUCGAACUGAUAUUUCCAAGGCGCCGGAAGUUGCUACCGGCUGCUCGAAUGGUGGCUGUUGUUGA